This is a messenger RNA of Meriones unguiculatus (Mongolian gerbil), 1176 nucleotides long. It is a transcript of the gene Jagn1, whose product is annotated as jagunal homolog 1. Gene Ontology annotation, cellular component: endoplasmic reticulum membrane. Lineage: Eukaryota; Metazoa; Chordata; Mammalia; Rodentia; Muridae. The coding region runs from base 144 to 695 and encodes 183 amino acids. Gene Ontology annotation, biological process: vesicle-mediated transport; endoplasmic reticulum organization; granulocyte colony-stimulating factor signaling pathway. The transcript is spliced from 2 exons. The record is from RefSeq and is a predicted model, not a curated record.
UAGAGAGACCGGAAGUGCUCCUGUGGCGGCACGCCGGGUAGCAGAAGCCGUACAGAGGCGGCAGGCAAGGGGCUCCCUGGGGUUUUGACUGGGCGGCUGAACUAGAGGGUCGGCGUUAGCGGCCUGGGGUUCGGUUUUGCACGAUGGCGUCUCGGGCAGGCCCGCGAGCGGCCGGCACCGACGGCAGCGACUUCCAGCACCGGGAGCGCGUCGCCAUGCACUACCAGAUGAGUGUGACACUCAAGUAUGAAAUCAAGAAGCUGAUCUACGUGCAUCUGGUCAUAUGGCUGCUGUUGGUUGCCAAGAUGAGCGUGGGACACCUGAGGCUCUUGUCACAUGAUCAGGUGGCCAUGCCCUAUCAGUGGGAAUAUCCGUAUUUGUUGAGCAUUGUGCCCUCUCUCUUGGGCCUUCUCUCGUUCCCUCGAAAUAACAUUAGCUACCUGGUGCUCUCCAUGAUCAGCAUGGGGCUCUUCUCUAUCGCUCCCCUCAUUUAUGGCAGCAUGGAGAUGUUCCCUGCAGCACAGCAACUCUACCGCCAUGGCAAGGCCUAUCGCUUCCUGUUUGGCUUUUCUGCUGUCUCCGUCAUGUACUUGGUGUUGGUACUGGCAGUCCAAGUUCAUGCCUGGCAACUGUACUACAGCAAGAAACUCUUAGACUCUUGGUUCACCAGUACACAGGAGAAGAAACGUAAAUGAACUCUGUCCGAGGACUCUCUGAGGGGUAAAACCUGGGUCUCCCAUUGACUGUGGCGUCUGUGAUGUUGGCACCUAGUGCACACUAGGCUCAGAUUUUGGCCUAGAGUUCUCUGUUACCAUUGGCUGAGGUGACAAAUGGUAGUGUUUAAUUUAUUCUUGACGAGCUACAACUGGUGACCGAUGGCUGUGGAACACUUUUAACUGGUUGAAGUUGAGGCCAUCCAGGGUUUGCUUUUUCCAGACUGAGCCUUAUCUUUGCCUUCUCUUGGUCAUACUCCCUGCUUCCAUUCAUCGCCUCUUCACCACCAAUGCUAAAAGACUUUGGAAUAAAUCAGCACAUGAAAUUCUACUUCAGUCUGUUAAGUCAUGGGGCAGGCAACAUUUGGGAAGUUGCUCCCCCUACAGGCUGUUCUGUUUACUUCAAACCGUUUUAAUUAAAAAACAAAAUCAAAAAACUCAAUAAAGUUAAGACUGUCCUGUG